AUGAUCCGUUUUAUCCUCAUCCAAAACCGCGCCGGAAAGACGAGAUUGGCCAAAUGGUACAUGCAUUUUGAUGACGAUGAGAAACAAAAGCUUAUCGAGGAGGUUCACGCGUGUGUAACGGUUCGCGACGCUAAACACACCAACUUCGUCGAGUUCCGCAACUUCAAAAUUGUCUAUCGCCGUUACGCCGGACUCUACUUCUGCAUUUGCGUGGAUAUCACCGACAAUAAUCUCUACUACUUGGAAGCCAUUCAUAAUUUUGUUGAGGUGCUCAAUGAAUACUUCCACAACGUGUGCGAGCUCGAUUUGGUCUUCAACUUCUACAAAGUGUACACCGUCGUCGACGAAAUGUUCCUGGCCGGCGAGAUACGUGAAACAUCGCAAACCAAAGUGCUCAAACAACUACUCAUGCUCACUUCGCUGGAAUAG
Caenorhabditis briggsae is the source of this 429-nucleotide messenger RNA. It is a transcript of the gene Cbr-aps-2, whose product is annotated as Protein CBR-APS-2. Gene Ontology annotation, biological process: intracellular protein transport; clathrin-dependent endocytosis. The transcript has 3 exons. Gene Ontology annotation, molecular function: clathrin-cargo adaptor activity. The record is from RefSeq and is a predicted model, not a curated record. Bases 1 to 429 code for a protein of 142 amino acids. Gene Ontology annotation, cellular component: membrane coat; intracellular membrane-bounded organelle; AP-2 adaptor complex. Lineage: Eukaryota; Metazoa; Nematoda; Chromadorea; Rhabditida; Rhabditidae.